GGGUCCUUGGUGAGGCCUGAGGAUGGAGGCUCCAGAGCCUGAGGUAGCGAACCCUGGGGACCUGAGUGAUCUCGUUUUGUGAGAGAGCCUGGCCCCUCCCCAGAGCCAGCUGCAGAAUGGACCUGGCCAGAGAGGAAAGUAGAGAUGAAUAUGGUGCUGGCCUUUGCAGCCAGCAAGGCUGUGGGGUCUUUGCUGUUCCUGUCCCCCACUACCUUCUUGCCCCCCACUACCUUCUUUCUGGCUGAAACCAGGAUAGAGACCCAACAUUGGCUGUCCAGCCCCCAGCCCUGCUCCCCCUUUCAGGCCCCUCUGGGAACCACAGAAAUCUGGGACCUAGUGUCUUGGCAAUGUAAUGAAUGCACGCACAGCUCUGGUAUCUGUUUUAAAUUAUCCAUUAAAAUAAGUACAGUUCUGGGGGAAAAAAAUAAGUUGACUGGGUGCGGUAAGCAGUAGAAAGGGACUGAAGGGGGAAGGAACCCAGGCAGUGCUUGGGUCCAAAGGAAGGGGACAGGAGAUGGAAGGGGCAGUGCCUGGCUCCUAUUCUUGGCCUUCUUUAGGGGACUUCUUUAGGGGACUGUGGCUUGUUGCUUGGGUCUAAAAACGAAUGCUUGGCUUUGAAGAGAGAUAGAUUGGGGCAAAAGAAAGAAAAAAAGGGACCCCCAAACUCCUUGAUCCCUGGCCCCAAACUGGGGGCAUAAAGGAACUCAGGUUCCAGAACUUUGCUCCCCCCAGGGAACCCAGGCAUUCCUUCUCCACCCCACUCCUGGCACACUGAGAUGCAGCUCUGAAUGGGCUGCCCACGUGUGGAGGGGGGUUGGGGUGACUCACUAUUACUACUGGGAGGACAGGGGGAGCCAGUGGUGGAAGAAGGGUGAGUCACACUGAUGGGCACCAGCCUCAGCCCUCCCCCCACUUUCCUGGCUCCCAGCCCUGCCUACCUGACCCUCUCCCUUGCUUUGCGCCCACUUCCCUCUCUUUCUCCCGGACCCUUUUGCCCACCCACUCUCCCUCCUUGGCUCUGCCCUCUAGCCCAGAAGGUCUGAGGCAAUGGAGGCAAGCUUGGAGCCGACAGUGCUGAGCAGGCAGGAGCCAAGAGAGGGGAAGCUUGAGCCUCACGCAGUUAGGGGUGCACUGGAGAGGGUGGGGUCCGACUCCGCCACACCCCUCCUCACCACUCCCGCCCCCACCCCCAAUGGAUCUGGGACUGCCCCUUUAAGAGUAGUGGCCCCUCCUCCCUUCAGAGGAGGACCUAUUAGAGCCUUUGCCCCGGCGUCGGUGACUCAGUGUUCGCGGGAGCGCCGCACCUACACCAGCCAACCCAGAUCCCGAGGUCCGACAGCGUCCGGCCCAGAUCCCCACGCCUGCCAGGAGCAAGCCGAGAGCCAGCCGGCCGGCGCACUCCGACUCCGAGCAGUCUCUGUCCUUCGGCCCGAGCCCCGCGCCCUUUCCGGGACCCCUGCCCCGCGGGCAGCGCUGCCACCCUGCCGGCCAUGGAGACCCCGUCCCAGCGGCGCGCCACCCGCAGCGGGGCGCAGGCCAGCUCCACUCCGCUGUCGCCCACCCGCAUCACCCGGCUGCAGGAGAAGGAGGACCUGCAGGAGCUCAAUGAUCGCUUGGCGGUCUACAUCGACCGUGUGCGCUCGCUGGAAACGGAGAACGCAGGGCUGCGCCUUCGCAUCACCGAGUCUGAAGAGGUGGUCAGCCGCGAGGUGUCCGGCAUCAAGGCCGCCUACGAGGCCGAGCUCGGGGAUGCCCGCAAGACCCUUGACUCAGUAGCCAAGGAGCGCGCCCGCCUGCAGCUGGAGCUGAGCAAAGUGCGUGAGGAGUUUAAGGAGCUGAAAGCGCGCAAUACCAAGAAGGAGGGUGACCUGAUAGCUGCUCAGGCUCGGCUGAAGGACCUGGAGGCUCUGCUGAACUCCAAGGAGGCCGCACUGAGCACUGCUCUCAGUGAGAAGCGCACGCUGGAGGGCGAGCUGCAUGAUCUGCGGGGCCAGGUGGCCAAGCUUGAGGCAGCCCUAGGUGAGGCCAAGAAGCAACUUCAGGAUGAGAUGCUGCGGCGGGUGGAUGCUGAGAACAGGCUGCAGACCAUGAAGGAGGAACUGGACUUCCAGAAGAACAUCUACAGUGAGGAGCUGCGUGAGACCAAGCGCCGUCAUGAGACCCGACUGGUGGAGAUUGACAAUGGGAAGCAGCGUGAGUUUGAGAGCCGGCUAGCGGAUGCGCUGCAGGAACUGCGGGCCCAGCAUGAGGACCAGGUGGAGCAGUAUAAGAAGGAGCUGGAGAAGACUUAUUCUGCCAAGCUGGACAAUGCCAGGCAGUCUGCUGAGAGGAACAGCAACCUGGUGGGGGCCGCCCACGAGGAGCUGCAGCAGUCGCGCAUCCGCAUCGACAGCCUCUCUGCCCAGCUCAGCCAGCUCCAGAAGCAGCUGGCAGCCAAGGAGGCGAAGCUUCGAGACCUGGAGGACUCACUGGCCCGUGAGCGGGACACCAGCCGGCGGCUGCUGGCGGAAAAGGAGCGGGAGAUGGCCGAGAUGCGGGCAAGGAUGCAGCAGCAGCUGGACGAGUACCAGGAGCUUCUGGACAUCAAGCUGGCCCUGGACAUGGAGAUCCACGCCUACCGCAAGCUCUUGGAGGGCGAGGAGGAGAGGCUACGCCUGUCCCCCAGCCCUACCUCGCAGCGCAGCCGUGGCCGUGCUUCCUCUCACUCAUCCCAGACACAGGGUGGGGGCAGCGUCACCAAAAAGCGCAAACUGGAGUCCACCGAGAGCCGCAGCAGCUUCUCACAGCACGCGCGCACUAGCGGGCGCGUGGCCGUGGAGGAGGUGGACGAGGAGGGCAAGUUUGUCCGGCUGCGCAACAAGUCCAAUGAGGACCAGUCCAUGGGCAAUUGGCAGAUCAAGCGCCAGAAUGGAGAUGAUCCCUUGCUGACUUACCGGUUCCCACCAAAGUUCACCCUGAAGGCUGGGCAGGUGGUGACGAUCUGGGCUGCAGGAGCUGGGGCCACCCACAGCCCCCCUACCGACCUGGUGUGGAAGGCACAGAACACCUGGGGCUGCGGGAACAGCCUGCGUACGGCUCUCAUCAACUCCACUGGGGAAGAGGUGGCCAUGCGCAAGCUGGUGCGCUCAGUGACUGUGGUUGAGGACGACGAGGAUGAGGAUGGAGAUGACCUGCUCCAUCACCACCACGGCUCCCACUGCAGCAGCUCGGGGGACCCCGCUGAGUACAACCUGCGCUCGCGCACCGUGCUGUGCGGGACCUGCGGGCAGCCUGCCGACAAGGCAUCUGCCAGCGGCUCAGGAGCCCAGGUGGGCGGACCCAUCUCCUCUGGCUCUUCUGCCUCCAGUGUCACGGUCACUCGCAGCUACCGCAGUGUGGGGGGCAGUGGGGGUGGCAGCUUCGGGGACAAUCUGGUCACCCGCUCCUACCUCCUGGGCAACUCCAGCCCCCGAACCCAGAGCCCCCAGAACUGCAACAUCAUACAAGAGAUGGGAAUGAGGUGGGAGGUGGAAGAAGGGAGAAGAAAGGUGAGUUUGAGCUGCCUUCCCUAGCUUUAGACCCUGGGUGGGCUCUGUGCAGUCACUGGAGGUUGAAGCCAAGUGGGGUGCUGGGAGGAGGGAGAGGGAGGUCACUGGAAAGGGGAGAGCCUGCUGGCACCCACCGUGGAGGAGGAAGGCAAGAGGGGGUGGAGGG
This is a messenger RNA of Pan troglodytes (chimpanzee), 3693 nucleotides long. RefSeq names its product lamin A/C (gene LMNA). Gene Ontology annotation, cellular component: nuclear envelope; nuclear lamina. Bases 1491 to 3551 code for a protein of 686 amino acids. The record is from RefSeq and is a predicted model, not a curated record. Gene Ontology annotation, molecular function: structural constituent of cytoskeleton. The transcript is spliced from 13 exons. Gene Ontology annotation, biological process: nuclear pore localization; protein localization to nuclear envelope; nuclear envelope organization. NCBI's taxonomy places the organism in Eukaryota, Metazoa, Chordata, Mammalia, Primates, Hominidae.